Molecule: messenger RNA, 20256 nt
Organism: Poeciliopsis prolifica (blackstripe livebearer)
Lineage: Eukaryota; Metazoa; Chordata; Actinopteri; Cyprinodontiformes; Poeciliidae
Product: histone-lysine N-methyltransferase 2C-like
Biological process (GO): positive regulation of transcription by RNA polymerase II
Cellular component (GO): MLL3/4 complex; nucleus
Molecular function (GO): histone binding; histone H3K4 methyltransferase activity; transcription coactivator activity
Source: RefSeq, a predicted model, not a curated record
GGACGGAUCUGUCCAGUUCCUGUGUUGCGUUUACUGCACGUGCAACUGCAGUCCUGAUCUCCCCCGCUUCCGAUCCGGUCCAGGUUUCCCUGGUCUGAUGACAGCAGCCGCAUAACAGGAGCAGCCCCCCAACAGAUUCCUCCGCGGGGUCACACACACUUUUUACACAACACAAACAAACCAGGCGGUUACGACAGAAAGCUGGACCACACGGACACGCAGCUGGGCCAUAGUCUGGUGGAAGGCUACCCUCAUCCGGGCGCUGGUUCCAGGACAGAGCGGCCACCUGGUGGAGCUGUAGGACAGGUUUUCUGGGAUCUACUUCUCCUGCUGGGGCUGACAGGCGGUGCUUCGGUCGCUCCCAAACAUGGCCUCCAUGACGGUGCGACCACUUCAAGUUUGAUUUCUCACUAAUUAUCUGCGUCCAAACUGCGUGUUUUUCCUUCUACAGCUCACGGGAAUGUUUCCACGGAGCAGCUCUGUACGGCAGACACCAGAAGCAGAUGUUUUCUGUCGCAGAAGUUCGGUGCUGAUCACGUCGCUCUAAGUUGACUGAAAACUGGAGAGGAAAAGGAGAACCGCGUCAAAUCAAAUGCCCUCUGAGGCUCAGGAGCCUCGGGACAGAGGACCCCCACCUCCCCUGACGCGGGCUGGACGCAGCGCUCAGCUGGCCAAAGCUGCAGCCACGAGCCCCGCCCCUGAGAAGCGACCCCGCGGGCGACCUCGGAAGGAUGGGAACCACAGCCGCCCAGCGCCUCCUGCUCCUCCUUCACCCAAAUCUAAGAAGAAGGGGCGAAGCCGAGGAAGAGCCCAGGGAGAGGGUGAAGAAAGCACGGGGACUACAGAGAAAGAGCGACUCCAGAAAAAGAUAGAGCCCAAGGAACCCCCAGAGGCUAAGGAGCCCAAUCAGCUGCUGGAGCCCACAGAGUCACUGAAACCUCCAGAGCCCAAAGGACCCCUGGAGGCCAAGGAGCCCACAGAGCUGGUGGAGCCUCCAGAGUCCAAGGAACCUCCUGCCCCCCCAGAGCCCAUGGGACCUAAGAGGCUUGUGGGGUCCCGGAGGUCCAUCUCAAGGCGGAAGUCCCACAAAAACCCUGAUCCAGACCUUGAACUGAGCGAGGUUGGGCUCAGUCCCUGUCCUGAACCAGCUCCUGAGCCCAGAGUCCCAAAGUGCAGCUCAAAACCAACGCCCGUUUCUGAGGAGGAAGACAGUACCAGAACAGGUCCCGUUACUGUUGACCUGUUAUCACAGUACGUCCCUGUGGAGCACCCUCAGGUCUGCGCUCCAGAACCAGGGGAACCCACCCACAGCCCCACCCCUAUUGAGACUAGCUGUCCCAGUAGGGUUUCCAUGGACACCAAGGAAGGCUGUGGUGUCGGUCCGGUGCAGCAGAAUCCAGAGCUGAGUCCCCACUCCAGUCCCCCAGUGUCCCUUUGCCUGGAAGACGAGGACGAGGGCUCCCUUUCCCCCCUGUUCCAGCACUCCCCAUCAGAGGAAUCGGGGGGCUCACCCGCCCCAACCCUCGGACACGCCAAGAAACGGCUGAAGCAGUGUGCCUUCUGUUACCGUGGCGACCAGCCUCCUCUGGGCCAGGGGCGUCUUGUGGUGUUCGGUCCGACCCCGGGCUACAUCCCGCUCCACAUCUUGAACCGUCGCACCUCCUCUGAUCGUGUCGAUGACUGCCAUGACCACUGCUACCGUGGAGACAGGGCCCCGCCCACGUGCAGCAGCCCAGCACAGUGUGAAGAUGAAUCUUCAGAGUUCAUCCGGCAGCUCGGACCCAUCGGCCUUCCACACGACAUCAACGUCCAAUCACUGUUCGACCCCACAGGUCAGUGCUGUGCUCACCUGCAGUGUGGCUGGUCAGAAGGUGUGCGGCAUGGUGACGGCCAGUCGUUGCUCUUUGUGGACAAAGCCAUCGACUCGGGAAGCAGCCAGGUAUGUGGGUUCUGCCAACGCCUGGGUGCUUCGCUGCGUUGCCAGGAGACGGGAUGUGGGCGGAGCUACCACUUCCCUUGUGCUGCUGCUGCUGGCGCGCAUCAGGACUGGGCCCAAAGGCUCACGCUGUGCCCGACGCACGCCGGCCCAGGCUCCUCCAAGUGUUUGUCGUGUUUGGGCGGAACCGAACCCGGCAACUUGUUGAUGUGCUGUUGCUGCGGUAGCUGUUACCAUGGACACUGUCUGAAGCCGGCUCUCACCCCGUCCCCUCUGGUCCGGUCUGGGUGGCAGUGUCCCGCUUGCAGGAUGUGUCGCAGCUGCAGGUUACGGGGCGAUGAAGGCCUGCUACUGGUGUGUCAGCGCUGUGAUAAGGCCUACCACACACACUGCCUCUCUCCUCCUCUGGACGGUACACCCAACAGCGCUUGGACCUGCAAGAACUGCAGAGUCUGUCGCCGAUGUGGUGUGACAUCAUCGGGUCAGUGGGCCAAUCAUCAGUUUUUGUGCGACUCAUGUGACCCUGCCCUGCCCUGUCCUCUCUGUUACCGGGCUGUUGACUUUGCCUCGCUGCAGAACAGUCUGACCUGCAGCAGCUGCUACAGGUCUGUUCAUGCCGAGUGUUCGGACCAGGCUGGGGAGCGCACAGCAGAGUCUGACCUCUACCACUGCUCCUCCUGCAGCCCUUUGGAACAGCAGCUAGCCUCUCCCUAUAAUGCCUCUCUUGGACUUAGUCCGCCUGCUGCUCCUGAUCCAGGCCAGCUUAUCUGCCUGAAGCUACCGCCUAGUCCUUUGCAGAGUCCAAACUUAUCAGAGUUCCCUAGUCCCACCCUCUCCGCAGACGAUCCAAUAAGUUCUGUAGCAAGUGGAAGCAUUCUUGGAACAUCUCAGAAGGACCUUCAACUCAAUCCUCCACGGUCUCCAUCCUAUUGGAAGAACGGUGUUGCAGCAUCACUAAAAGUCCUUGAAAGAAGUCCAUCUCCCCCGACCAAAGAUCAGAGGCACACAUCGUCACCUGAGCAGACUGACCUGCCGUUGUCACCGCCUCUCGCAAAAUACAAACCACCUGUUAUAUCACCACCAACCUUCGGUCACAGCCUGCAGCAAGCUGCAGCCGAGCCCCAGCAGAGUCCUGCGUGCCCAUCACCCCAACCCGACCGGAAUCCUGCGUCCCCUCCAGUCCGGUCCCAACAGAGUUCUGCGUCCCCUCUGGCACACCCCGACCGGAGUCCUGCGUCCCCUCCGGCCCAGCCCGACCGGAGUCCUGCAUCCCCUCCGGCCCAGCCCGACCAGAGUCCUGCAUCCCCUCCGGCCCACCCGACCGGAGCCUUGCGCCCCCUCCUGCUCUGCCCGACCGGAGUCCUGCAUCCCCUCCGGCCCACCCCGACCGGAGCCUUGCGCCCCUCCUGCCCUGCCCGACCGGAGUCCUGCUUCCCUCCGGCCCAGCCCGACCGGAGUCCUGCAUCCCCUCGGCCCAGCCCGACCGGAGCCUUGCGUCCCCUCCGGCACACCCCGACCGGAGUCCUGCAUCCCCUCCGGCCCACCCGACCGGAGCCCUGCGUCCCCUCCUGCCCUGCCCGACGGAGUCCUGCUUCCCCUCCGGCCCAGCCCGACCGGAGUCCUGCGUCCCCUCCGGCCCAGCCCGACCGGAGUCCUGCAUCCCCUCCGGCCCACCCCGACCGGAGCCCUGCGUCCCCUCCUGCCCUGCCCGACCGGAGUCCUGCGUCCCCUCCGGCCCAGCCUGACCGGAGUCCUGCGUCCCCUCCGGCCCAGCCCGACCGGAGUCCUGAGUCCCCUCCGCCCGACCGGAGCCUUGCGUCCCCUCCUGCCUGCCCGACCGGAGUCCUGCGUCCCCUCCAGCUCAGCCCGACCGGAGUCCUGCGUCCCUCCUGCCCUGCCCGACCAGAGCCUUGCGUCCCUCCAGCCCAGCACCAGCUUAGUCCUGCGUCCUCUCUAGCCAAGCCCCAGCUUGGUCCUGCGUCCCCUCCGGCAUCCCCUCCGGCCCAGCCCCAGCUUGGUCCUGUGUCCCCACUAGCUGAUCCCCAGCUUGGUCCUGCAUCCCCUCCUGACCUGCCCGACCGGAGCCUUGCAUCCCCUCCGACCCGGCCCCAUCUUGCCCGACCGGAGUCCUGCGUCCCCUCCUGCCGAGCCCGACCGGGGUCCUGCGUCCCGUCCUGCCGAGCCCGACCGGAGUCCUGCGUCCCCUCCUGCCGAGCCCGACCGGAGUCCUGCGUCCCCUCCUGCCGAGCCCGGCCGAAGUCCUGCGUCCCUCCUGCCGAGCCCGGCCGGAGUCCUGCGUCCCCUCCUGCCGAGCCCGGCCGGAGUCCUGCGUCCCCUCCUGCCGAGCCCCGACCGGAGUCCUGCGUCCCCUCCUGCCGAGCCCGGCCGAAGUCCUGCGUCCCCUCCUGCCGAGCCGACCGGAGUCCUGCGUCCCCUCCUGCCGAGCCCGACCGGAGUCCUGCGUCCCCUCCUGCCGAGCCCGACCGGAGUCCUGCGUCCCCUCUGCCGAGCCCGGCCGAAGUCCUGCGUCCCUCCUGCCGAGCCCGGCCGGAGCCUGCGUCCCCUCCUGCCGAGCCCGGCCGGAGUCCUGCGUCCCCUCUGCCGAGCCCGGCCGGAGUCCUGCGUCCCUCCUGCCGAGCCCCAGCGGGGUCUGCAGCCUCUCCAGCUAAGACCUAUGUUGAGACUCUGGGUACUGCUUCACCUUCUUCCGAGACCCAUCAGAGUCCAUCAACACCUCCAGAGAUGCAUAAGAUUCCUACUAUGCCUUCGGCCAAAACCCAUCAGACUCCUGCAACAAGUCCUUUAUCACUUUCAUCAGAAACCCAUGAGAGUCCAUCGACAGCUCCAGCCACCUCCCAUGGUCCUGUAAGAACCCCUGCCGAGACUCCUCAGAGUCCAUCAUCAGUACCCUCAAUCGAGACCCAUCAGAGUUCUGUAUCUCCUUCAGUGGUACAUCAGAGUUCUGAGGAGUCCAAUCAGAGUUCUGCAGCCCUUCCAGCAGCGAUCAAUCAACUCUUACCAGAAGAGUCUGAAGUCUCUGGUGAAUUUUUUCUAAAGACGGCACAAAGUACUUCUUUCACUGCAGAGGAGGAGUCCCUUAAGAAUCAUGUUGUAGAAAACUCAAGCAUUGUCCUAAACCAUCUUCCACUCACUUUGUGUCAGAGCCCUUUAGCACCUCAAGAGGAAGCCCAUUGGAGUGCUGCAGUACCAGCCGAUGAUUUUCCUCAGACUUCUACGAAACUUUCUACACCAAAUCUAGAGGACAGCCAUCCAACUUUUGGACCAUCUCCAGAGCAGAGCCACCAAAGUCCCUUAUACCUUGUACAAGAUCCUGAUAAAAAUUAUGCAUCAUCUCUAGAGGAGACCAGUAAGAGCCUACUACCAUCUCUAAAGAAGACUCAACCGCACAAAAACCUUGUUUCAUCAACAGUUGAGAAGGUUAAUGAUCAGAGCCAGCAGGUUUCUUCAGUGGAGACCAAAAACAACCAGGGACCAUCUUUAAAAGAGACUCUCUCACCCUCUCUACAGACAACCCAUCAAAGUCUGCUGCUUUCUUCUGAUCAGCAAAUUCCGCCAAUGUCUCCCCUCAAGUCUAAGCAACCAUCUGUGGAGUCUCCUGGUGAAAAAUAUAAAACUCCUACUCCAUCUCCAGCCCACAUGUGUACAAGUCCAGAACCUCCUCUGAAGAACUCGGGUGAAGGUUUGGUUCCAUAUCCAGAGACUGAAAUCCAAUGUCUUGUUACAUCUCCUAAAAAUUUCAAACAAGAUCAUCCACCAUCUCUUGAAAGGACAGAAGACUGUCCUGAAUUAAACUUUAUAAACUUCUCAGAAGUAGCAAUAUUGUUGCCUAAAGAGAUCCAUUCAAGUGCUGCUGAACUACCACAUCUCCAAGAAAGUAGUGGUAAAGAUCACCAUGACAGCUUCAGGCCAGCACAUUGUAUGUCGAGCUCAACAUUAUCUCACCCUGCUUCCAUUGAUCAACAGUCAUCUUCCUCAUUACCACACUGUCAGUCAGAAAACCAGGAAUAUGCGUCACACCAACUUGAACCUGAAAGGCCUCCUCAAUGUCAGGCCAGUCCAACAGGAUUUGAGUCUGGUCCAGUGUCCUCUCCUCCUAGUCUAACCAAAAGGUCCCCCCUAAAGGUUCUUCAGAGUUCUUCUAAGCUCAGUUUGAACUCUCUUUCUUCUGAACCAGACUUCACAGAGGUCCAACUGGAUACUCUAUCUCUGCAGGCACAUCUGGUUAGCAAUGCUCAGCCUCAGAGUCUGAGUACAUCAGGGCUGAAUCCUACCAGAUUUCAACAAGUAUACCAUCUGGAACCUGAGGGACCGCUACAGAGACCAUGCAGUCCAACAAGCAUCAUAAACUCCCAGCCCAACCAUAAAUUGGAAGCUGGUACAUCUUAUCUGCAAUCUCCCAUAACACUGGACCACACAACCGCUGGCUCAGACCUUCCACAGAAUCUCUGUAAUCUGAACCCUAAAUCACCACUGAUAUCUGGCACAUCUACCAAGAUGGCAUUUGAAUCAUAUUCAGCUCCUUGUAGCCCUCACCCUCUCCAGGGGAUAUCUAGACCCCACAUCUCACAACCUGCAAGUCCAACUCAGUGCCACUACAACAAGACGGUCAGGCAAAGUUUUGACUCUGGUGGACAGAAACUGGAAGAUAUAGAGUUCACCCAUGACUCCUCAACAGUGCAAUCUGCUGAGAACUACCAGCCUCACAUCCCUGACCUUCAGAUGCCAGUAAGCCUUGAUAAUGGUAGCACUUCUCUUGAACACAGUAGCCUAACUUACUCACCUUGUGACACAAAGGUAAACCAGAGUCCUUACAAAAGUCUGUCACCAGGCACAAGUGAUAGUUCCAAACAAGCUGAGCCAGUGCCUACAAUGCCUACAAACCCUGCCUUCUGUCUCAAAGUCUUGCCAAUAGAGACUGACCCCAGACAGUCAGCAAGUCUCAUACCAGCUAAGUCCUCAACACAACAAGAUGGCCCAAUGUCUCCAUCAUUAAUUGAAGCACGACUGGCUCAACCUGGUGACUCCAUUUCUGGUCAGGGUAAGGAUAUAGAGCUCUACCCGGACAGACUGGUCCAUCCUGAGGUCCUUAUUGACUUUAGUCCCACACAAGUCCACAGCUCUGCAAUGACAUCUUCUACCCAUAGUCUGUCAUCUAGUAGUUCUGUUUGUAGUAUUCCUACAAGCGGUGUCUCUCCAAGGACUAGUCAUCAAGGUCAAGCUAAUACUGUUUGUAUAGCACAAACACUUGUUAGCCCACUUCAGAAGCCAGCUCUGGAUGGGACAGUGCCCCACAGACCCAUGUCCAACCCUGGAACCAGUCCCGGCCUUCGUCAAGCACCAAGCAGCCCGGGUUCUUUGUCAGAUUGCGUCCAGGCGGUUGAUCUUUCCAUCCAAAGUGCUGCUGUUCCUUCUCACUCUGUUCUGGAUGCUGGUGCUGUCCAAACAGCAGAACCCAGUGAAGGGUCCCAGAGACUUGGUGACCCUGCUCAGUCUACUCAAAGCCUUGCUACUCCUUCAGACUCUGUCCACUCACAGGUCAGCCCUCCGUCUGCAGUAUUGACUUCAACGCUUGAGGCUCCAUUUAGCUUUGUCAGAACUUCACAAGAAUGUUCUGUACUUGGGGGAGUGGGUUCAGAAAGUCCUCAUGCUGGCCCCGUAACAGGUCCUGUCCAGCUGAUGCAAAGUUCUGAUAGGAAUACCAUUGGUUCAUUGCCUCCAGAGUCUGGUUCUGAUGUUGGUUCUGAUUUUGGUCCUGGUCCUGGACAGCUACAGUUCAGUCUUGAUCCAGGUAACCAUGUUCAGUCAGUAGCUUGCACUGAGCAUGAUCUUGAUUGUGGUGGUUCUGGAGUGGACUUUAGCCUUAUCCCUGAACGGCCUAGUUCUGGACAUGGUCGUGGACCUGCUGGAGCAGAGCAGAGGACCACUGAGGAAGAGCAAGGAGAAGCAGUGAUGGAGAGUCCAGAAGAUAAGAAUGAUCCUGCUGAGAUGACUGCGGUACGAGGAGACGAUGAGGAGAGUAGCCCAUUACUGGGUCCGGUCUGUCCUUCAGGCCCCUCUUUCCCAACAGUCUCCGUGUCCUCCUGUCAUCACUCUCAGGCCACGGCCCCUAGAGGAGACCAUCCUCCAUUGGCUGAGAGGAGGAAUGUAGAGGAAGAGUAUAGCCAAUCACAGAGCCUGAAUAAACUUGUUGCCAUGGCAACAGAAUCAACCAAAGAUGAACAAGUCCAUUGUGAGCCUUCAGGGAAGGAGGAGAUAGCCACAGCAGAGAGACACCAGUCAAUCAGAGAUGAGGAGGAGGGACCAGAUGAGGAGGAGACCUCAGAUGGCCCUAUUCUGGAUCUGGACCAAUCCCUGGACAUGGAGGUAAUGGAGCUGAUGACCUCAGCUGCACACACCACCUCCGGCAAAGGAAAGUGGCGGAGCCUAAGGCUUCCCUCCUGGUCCCGCCCCUCCGAUGACCUGUCCAUCCGUCUACGUCAGUCUCCGUUUUCCACUGAGGCGUCCCCCGAGACCUCACCUGCACGGACCCCCGUCACUCCUCCACCUCUGACUCCACCAACUCCUCCCUCCGCCAGAGAGACUCCGCCCCUACAGGCACCACCUACUGCAGUGUUCUUGCUGACCCCAAAGAUUGGCAUGGGAAAGCCUGCCAUCUCUAAGAGGAAGUUCCCAGGCCGGGUGCGGUCCCGACAGGUACCACAGGGUACGUGGUGCAGCAGCCGCAGGGCGCCGAGCCCUCCCUCAUCCUCACAGGAUUCCACGGGGGAGGGAGGCUGGAGCCCUAAGCCCCACCCACCAGGCUCUCCUCUGUGGAGCAUGAAAGUGGGUCGGGGUUCAGGAUUUCCAGGCAGGAAGCGGUCCAGAGGUGCAGCUGCUGGUGGAGGAAGAGGAGGAAGAGGCAGGAGUCGGCUGAAGGUUCAGGACAGCCUCACUGUGCUCCCUGGGGGAAGCAAUGUGGAGAUCUUUCAGGCAAAGGAGGAAGAGGAGAACUCUAUGCACAACACGGUGGUGAUGUUCUCCACCUCGGACCAUUUCACUCUCAAACAGGACAUGUGCGUGGUGUGUGGCAGCUUCGGUCGGGGCUCAGAGGGCCGCCUUCUGCCCUGCUCCCAGUGCGGCCAGUGUUACCAUCCCUACUGUGUUGGUGUCAAGAUUACCCGGGUGGUACUCACCAAAGGCUGGCGCUGCCUAGAGUGCACAGUAUGUGAAGCGUGUGGCGACGCCUGCGACCCCGCCCGCCUUCUGCUCUGUGACGACUGUGACAUCAGCUACCACACCUACUGCCUGGACCCGCCCCUCCUCACUGUGCCCAAGGGCUCCUGGAAGUGCAAGUGGUGUGUGUGGUGUGUGCUGUGUGGCUCCACCUCGCCGGGGCUGCGCUGUGAUUGGCUGAACAACUAUAGCCUGUGUGGGCCGUGUGGCAGCCUCAGCCAGUGUCCCGUCUGCCAGCGGCGUUACACACAAGACGAUCUAGUGCUGCAGUGCCAACAGUGCGACAGGUGGGUCCACAGCGUCUGUCAGGGUUUGGCCUCGGAAGAAGAGGUGGCGCUCUCUGCCGAUGAAGGCUUUGACUGCUCUCUGUGCCGCGCCUCCUCAGGGAGGGUGGAGCCUCUGGGUUCCUUCAUGACUCAGAUGGUGUCCAGAACCAGAGAAUUGGAUGUGAAGACAUUUACUCAGGAUGGCGUCUGCCUAACAGAGUCCGGUCUGACUCACCUCCAGGCCCUAGUCCAGCCUCUCACAUCACCGCGCAAGUGCCGCAGGUGUAAACCAAAGUUGAAGCUGAGGAUCAUCAACCAGAACAUUGUCUCCGUCCUGCAGACUCCACCGGACCCAGAGACCCUCAUCGAGCCGGACCAGAACCGAGCUUUGUCUGCAGGUGACCUGGACUGUGACAUGAAAUCUGACUCCAGUCCAGAGCGGGACGCCACUCACCUGGAUGACAUCACCAAGGAGACGGACGUCACAGACGACAAGAAGAGGAAGAGGAAACCAUAUAGGCCAGGUAUCGGGGGCUUCAUGGUCCGUCAGCGUGGGGGAAAAGCCGGACUCUGCAGGAAGGACUCAACAGAGAUGAACCCGAGUCGAGAUCCAGGUGUGUUGGAAACUGAUGUUUCCAUGGAAAUUAUGUCUGCUGCUGACCAGGCAAUGGAGAAAGUUAAGAAGAGAUACAGGAAGAAGAAGACCAAGCUGGAGGAGGCGUUCCCAUCGUACCUUCAGGAGGCUUUCUUUGGCCGGGAUCUGCUUGACCGUAGCCGACAGAUUGACAGAAGGCAGAGGACGGUGACCUCAGGUGCCAGCCAAUCAGGAUCGGCAGUGAGUGUCCCCAAGGCCCCGCCCCUCAGAGCACCUUGCCCCGCCUCCUCUGUCCAGGCUCCUGCAGUAGCAUCCAGCAGGAAACAGGGAGUGCUGCCUGUGUCAGAGGAAGUGCUGCUGGAUCUUUCUGAUGUCCUGAAAACAGACCCUCACAUCCUGGGAACAGGACACACAGGUCAGUUCCAGGUGGAGCGUUCUCCGUCUCCUUUAGCCGGCUUGGAUAUCACCUCGGCGGCCGACCGCCCCCUGUCAUCAGACACCCCUGGAGCUUAUGGGCGUUGCCAAAGAAUGGAGCGGGAGGAGCCUUUGGACGCCAUCUUGAGCCCUGAACUGGACCAGAUGGUAACAGACGGAGGUAUCCUGAGCAGACUCUACAAGAUCCCAGAACUGGAGGGGAAGGACGUGGAGGAGGUCUUCACUGCCGUUCUGAGUCCAAACAGCAGCAGGGAGCCAGAGCCCAGCAAGACCCACGGCUCAGCAGUGUGUUCUCGGCUGCCGGUGAUGAAUGGCCUGGUGGCUGCCGUUCCUCCCCUCCCCAACGCUCCCAGUGGAGGCAGCCGUCUGCUUGGCUUCAGCUUGCCUUCUGAGGGCCCCGCCCCCUCCUCUGCCUCAGCCAAUCGACCAUCAGCUGUAGAAGGGGAGCAGGAUGUGAUGUCGACAGCUCAGAGAGGGACGCUGAAGUGGGAGAAGGAGGAGAGUCUGGGAGAGCUGGCGACCGUGGCUCCAGUUCUUUACUGCAACACCAACUUCCCUCAGCUGAAGCAGCAGUACCCUGAUUGGUCCACUAGAGUGAAGCAGAUCACCAAGCUGUGGAGGAAGGCCAGCUCCCAGGACAGAGCACCCUUCCAAAAAGCUCGGGACAACCGGGCAGCCCAGCGCAUCAACAAGGUGCAGCUGUCUAAUGAGUCACUGCAGCCGCCGCCGCCGCCGCCGCCCCAGGGGGUGUAUGACCCCAUCGCCAUGGAGACGGAGGCCAGCUGCAGAGAUCCACUGAGGCCCAGGGAAUCAGAACAGGAGCAGGAGUGGAAGUUGAGACAGAUGAUGCGGCAGAAGAGCAAGCAGCUGGCCAAGAUGGAGGCAAGCCAGAAGCUGGAGCAGGUGAAGAACGAGCAGCGGCAGCAGCAGCUCCGCCAGUCGGGACGCCUGUCCCCAGAAGGCCCCGCCCACCAGCAGGUCGCCGGGGGCAACACCACGCAGAGCAGACAGAACCUCCCGCAGGAUGCAGGGACACUGGAUGAUGUCUUCCUCAGACCUCAAGUCCCUGCUCCCUCUGGGUUCUCUUCACUCCCUCAUUCCCCUUUGGCCUCCUCGCCCCUCCACCAGCCGCCAUCUUCCCCCCAGAUGUUCUCCUCCCCCUUCCGGCCAUCCUCACCCUGGGACCCAUAUGGUAAAGUAGCAGGUCCCCGUCAUCCUCAGCAGCAGCGCCUCGGCUUCCUCAGCGUCUCCCCCGCUCACGAUGGCUCCCCUACACUCUCCCCCGACCUGUCUGCCUCCGGUUUGCCACCAAGUCGGGCUGGCAUGGUGAUCCCCUCCUCUGGUUCCCCCCCCGACCAAUCUCUCAGACCCGUCCGGGCGCCGGACUCCAGCCAGAGGACAAGCCUGACGAUGCAGGGUGGAGUGUUUAAAGCCCCCAUGCCCCCCCACCAGGAGGCAACAGGAAGAAGAGAUCUUGGGUUCCCCAACAGCCCGGUGUCAGGUCUGGGCUCCCCCCACCGCAGCCCUUAUGCCCCAGGGACACCUCAGCUGGGGGACACCCCAGGUUCACCCCCUGACCCCUUCAGGGACCCUCAGACCCCCGGAACGCCACACCCUCACUCUGACUGCGGUUACCUCUCAAUGCCCUCGACUGAGCGGGUCAGAGGAGACCCGGUCAGUCAGCUGUCGCCGUCCAGCCUGGAUUCCUAUCCCUCCAAUCCAGGAACGCCCCGCUCCUCGGAACGGUUCCCACGGUCCCCGGGGUCUCAGCGAAGCGUCGAUUUGUUCCCCCAGUCUAUGGGGACGCCUCGCCCCUCUCAUGAGCCGUACCUGCAGCAGCCCUCUGCCCUCCGGGCUCAGAAGACCCUAGCAGAGAGCCUGACUGCCCCGCCUGCAGUGUUAGCUUCCUCUCCUCGGGGUCCUGGACUGAUGGCGGAGAUAGGGGCCUUCAACCCUGCAGCCCCCAAGCUUCAACAGUCUACUGGAAGCAGACAAGAGUCGUUGCCCAGAACCUGUAGCAGCCAGACCCCAAAGCAUCCUGUGACACCUGAGAAGGGAGUAGUCCAUGCAACAGGUCAGGAUGCUCUGGACAAGGGUCUCGUAACAACCAGCAUGCCAAUGAUGGAGAAGUCAGGAACCGGUGACCUGUCCUCUCUGGACAGAGGGAGGGGCAUGCUGCCUCAGCUUGGAGACUCUGAGGAGAAACUACAACAGCGCCUGUGGCUCCGGCAGCAUAUCCUCCGGCAGCAGCACCAAAAGAUUGCCUUACGCCAGGAGAAAAGUUUGCUGGAACCCCCCUCAGGACCGGUUGGUUCAAGUGACGCUCUUCACAGCUGGUCUGCUGAGGACUCUUCCAGCGCCCCUCCUCCAGACCCAUUUGAACGCCCUCCUCCGCCGUACCCUGGUACAGUGAGACCUCUGACUACUGGGUUUACAGGAUGUCUUCCAGGCGAGGAGAUGAGUGACUUUCCUCCCAGUGAGGGUUCCCUCCCCAGACAGAACCUCCUGAGAGGACCAGCUGUCAGGUUUGGUGUUCCUCAUGGAGUCCCUGCAGCCCUACAGGACCCUUCAGCACGUCCAUCCCUUGGUCCUGCUGUGGGGCUUGGCUCCAUGGAGGGGAACCUGGUCCAAAUGAGGAGGCCUGUGCCAGCAGAGUUCACCAGCAUUCGGUCAUUGAUGCCCCACAACUCAUCAACACACAUGGUGCCAGGUGUUCCCCAACUCAUCGUCCAGCGGCCUCCUCCUCCUCCUCCUCAGCAGCAUGGCGUUAUGCCCUACAUCGAGCUCCGACACCGCCCCCCAGAGAACCGUCUGAGGCUGCCCUUUUCCCCACCGAUGCCUUUGGGGCUACAGGAAGCCACACCCACCAGAGACCCCUCCCAGUCCACUGCGCCAGGUCCAGUCAAAAUGGGGGAGGCAAGGCUGGGGCAGCAGCAGCACCUGGGUUCUGCUCUCCCAGGAUCUGAGGGGAUUGAGGAGCACUUAGAGGGAGAGGACUCUGCUGUAAAGGAUCUGGAGGACGUGGAGGUCAAGGACCUGGUGGACCUGAAUCUGAAUCUGGACCCAGAGGAUGGUAAAGAAGAUCUGGACCUAGGUUCGAACGAUCUGCACCUGGAUGACUUUCUGCUGACAGGGAAGUUCGACCUGAUUGCCUAUGCUGACCCAGAGCUCAAUUUGGAGGACAAAAAAGACAUGUUCAACGAGGAGCUGGACCUUGGGGAGCCAGUAGAGGAUCGGGAGGGGAGCCGACCUGCCAGGAAAAUGGGAAGCCCUGCCCACCUUCUGGGAGAGCCAAAACAGGAAUUGAAGGAAUCUCAGAUGACUGAAGGUCACUCCUCAAACAGACCUGAAGGAGCUCACUCUACCCUUCUAAACAAGGAGAAACUGGAGGACUCUAGUUUGGUUUCCUGUCCAGUCCCAGUUCAGGCUUUGUCCACUGUCCACCCUCUAAUAACUCCAGGGGACUCAUCUGUUUUCCACCAGAGAUCAUUUGGAUCCGCACCAAUACCCAAACCAAUUCCUGCUGGUCCUGCUCCUCAGGGUGCCCCCACCAUGCCUCAAUCUCCAUCAACUCAACCUCUUCAGCCUCGACUUCUUUUAAACCCCCAGAACCAUCCUCCUCAUUCAGGCACUGAAACUCAGAGCAUGAGCUCGGUCACCUUUUCUGAGAACCAGGUCUCCCUCCAGAACCAGAACAAGUCCAGGCCUCUGCUGCUGGAGGAGCAGCCACUCCUCCUGCAGGAGCUUCUGGACCAGGAGCGACAGGAGCAGCAGCAGCAGAAACAGAUGCAGGCCCUGAUCCAACAUAAGUCUGGCUCAGAGUCUGGAAUCUCCGACAUGGAUUUUGAGUCCAUCUCUGACCCAAUCAUGAAGGCUAAGAUGCAGGCUCUGAAAGGUAUUAACAGGGUGAUGAGUCAGGGACCCCUGGGCCUGAACCCUAUGGUCAUCAACAGGUUCCAGCAGAGUCCAGGAGCCCCAGGUCCCGAGUUAACUCCUCCCACUCCUCACCUACCAGGACAGGACGGGAAGUUAACUCCUCAACUAGUGCGCCGCAACCCCCCCAGCUUUGGACCCAGCUUCAUCAAUGAGUCUCAGAGGCAGCAAUACGAGGAGUGGCUAGGUGAGACGCAGCAGCUCCUGCAGAUGCAGCAGCGCCUCCUAGAGGACCAGAUUGCAGCUCACCGCAAGGCCAAGAAGGCUCUGUCAGCGAAGCAGAGAACGGCAAAGAGGGCGGGCCGAGCCUUUGCUGAAGAGGCAGCCCAGCUGCACCAGCAGGGCAGUGAACUCCAGAAACAGCUGGAGCAGAUCCGGAAGCAGCAGAAGGACCACACUGAACUUAUUGAAGACUACAGGACCAAACAACCUCAGAGGAUGCUCCAGAUGCCCCCCACACCAUUGGGGCAAGUCCUGGUCUCCCCUAAGCCCCGCCUGGGUGGCCCCGCUCCAGGUCACCGUCCAAACGUCCCCUCAGGCUGGACUCCAGGGUCUGGUCCUCCCAUGGGUCAGAGGACGCUUCCACAGCUUCCAGCCCACAUGCCCCCCAACCUGCCAAACUGUCCCCGGGCCUCCCCUCUCAUCCAGACGACUCCGCCCAUGAAGCCAGUCCUGACUGCCCCAAAGCCAGGCCUAACUACCCCCCAGGGCUCUCUCGGGGGCGCCAAUGGAGCACCAGGGGACGGAGCCACACCUCAGGUGAAAUUUGAUGACAACAACCCGUUCAGCGAAGGUUUCCUGGAGCGUGAAAGGAGGGAGCGCUUGAGAGAGCAACAGGAGCGGCAGAGGGUUCAGCUGAUGCAGGAGGUGGAGCGUCAGCGCGCUCUGCAGUGGAGUCUGGAGCAGCAGGACCUCUGUGGUUCCGGAGCAGCUGGUGUUCCUGGGAAACGUGGACUAGUUCCUGGUGGAGGAGCUGGACCGGUCAGCAGCGAGGACCAUCUGUCCCAUGGAGCGUUCUGCAGCGCUGAACCUGGACUGGACUUCCUUCCUUCCUCCUCGGCCUCCAGGCAUCAAGUCCAGGGGCACACCGGGGGCGCCGGCCUGCACCAGGGCUUCCCAGGAGGUUCCCUGCCCCCCAGGGCCGCCCCCAGCGCAGCUCUCCGUCCUGAUGUUGCCACAGAGAAAGGCAGCUUCCAGUUCAGGCCCAAGAUGUUGGGACUGCUGCGUCCAGCAGGGAUCAGUCCUCACUUGUUAGGACAUGACUCGUCCUCAUCUCCAUCAUUGACCCCACACCCCCAUUCCUCUUCUGGAAGCCUUGCCUCCCUUGCUGAUAUCACCCCUGAUGACAAACCAAAGAUCAGGAGAUCCAACAGGGAUGAGGAAGGAGCCAGAACUCCUCUAUCGCCACGCGCUGAUAUCACAGCUCCACCCACUCCGGCUGUCUCAGACAAGUCCUGCUCCACGCCCACCCACCAACCGGACUCUGCUUUCUCUGGCCCGGCUUCUUCACCUGACAUAGAGAGGCAACAGGGCGGCAGCAUCGUGGAGGGCCACAGAGACCCGGUGUCUGGGGGCAGCCUGGAGGUCAAGGAGGAGUUGAUGGAGGCGCGGCCCUGCAGGGGGAUCCCUGUGAAGGUGGAGGAGGCUGGGGAAGACUGCUUCUCCUCCCCCGCCUCUCAGGGGGGAGAUGGAGGGAAGGAGCUGCUCCGACACCUUCUGAGGGACAAAACGUCGCCUGGAACGAUGACGACUCCCUCCAGGCCGGCUGCACAGCGCCAGCUGUCCAAUGACGGCGUGCGAUCCGAGGAAGAUGAUGAACUAGAUUUCCACGGCAACAUGGUGCCACUAGUGGAUGGUCCAAAGAAAAUGAAGCGCAGCAAGAGAUUGACUCUACCCGACAAAGACAGAGCUCCAUCCAAGUCCAAAAGGCGGAGGAAGGAGGAGGACGAUGAAGAGAAGAGCUCCUCUUCUGCCUCACUGAUGAAACAGCUGAGUCAGCUGUCAGUGCUGCCACUCAUGGAGCCCAUCCUGGGUGUAGACCUGAGCCUCUUCCCCCCAUACGGCAGCUCAUCUAUAGGCAGAGACUCCCUGCUGAGAGGCUCCUUUGGGAAUGCCUCUUUGGAUGGUGUCUCAGACUUCUACUCCCAACUAAUCUACAAGAACAACCUCAGUAACCCCCCCACACCUCCAGCAUCUCUGCCCCCCACACCUCCACCUGUAAGCAGACAGAAGAUGGUGAACGGUUUCGCCACGAUGGAGGAACUGACCAGGAAGGAACUAAGUGAGCAGGAAGGCUUCCCAACUCUGAAGCACAAAGAGGGUGAGCUUCUCAAUCUAAACCACGCCUCCAAGACCGUAGAUGUCCCUGCAUCCCUGCCAACGCCGCCCCACAACAACCAGGAGGAGCUCAGGGUCCCGGAGUCUUUGGAGUGCCACAGUCCGGAGGGGUUUGUCCCGUCCUCAUCUCCAGAAAGCGUGGUGGACAUGGAGGUCAGCAGGUACCCUGACCUCUCUUUCAUCAAGCUGGAGCAGCCCUCGCCCUGCCCGUCACCUACAUUACCCAUCAUUCCCUGCACCUGGGGCAAAGGCUUUUCAGUGAAACAGGAAGUGAAGGCAGAACCUCAACUCCAAGUGCAAUCCACCUGCUCCAGCACAGACCUGGUUACCAUAGCGAUCACCCUGAAUCCGGCCGCUUCUCAGAACGUCCCGGGUGUGAUGGCGGCGGUGGCGGCGCUCCUCAGGGUGCCCGGCCCCAUCAACUACCAGCUGAGCCGAGCGCCGCCGCUGGAGCGGAGCAACCUGGCCCUGCUGGCAGGAGUGCGUGUGCCCGUGUCGCAGGGUUCAGCAGCAUCCAGAUUGCAGAGAGCGCCACCUUCUGGCAGAAACUCGCCCCGCUACUGCAGCCGCUGCAAAAGGCUGCUGGUAAACGGAGUUCACUACAGACAGGACGGUGAGUCCAGAGAUGCACCCGGUUUGGCGUUUUGCAGUCCAACCUGCUCCACUCUAUUCGAGUCAGAGCAGCAGAACCGCUCUACAAGACCCAAGGCUGCAGUGCCGGAGCUUCUGGCUGGUUCUUGCUCCACUCCUCCUCUCAGCAGAACACAGCACCAGUACGCCAACAACAUGUCCUCCAUCGCUGUCCAUUCUCUCCCACGCACCAACUCUUCCUCCUGCUCUCCUUCCUCCUCACCACCACUGGCCUUUCCACCUGCCUGUGCUAUUACCAUGGAGACGAGGCCCCACCCGGACAGCCUCAAGGUGAAGGUCAAGCUAAAGCCCCGUCCACGGACCGUGUCAGAUGAUGACUCUCUGUGUCCUCAAAACUUGAAGAAGAUGAAGAUUUCUCGGUGGAGACGCUGGAGCUUCAGCAUCACUCUCAACAGGGGUUCCCGUGUUGCUAACGAGGCGGGUGCCAUUCCGACAGAAGAAGAAGUGGAUGAGCUUCUUAAGGAGUUUGGAGCAUGCCUGCGUCCUGACCCGCUGCCUAGAGACCAGCGUAGGUGCUGCUUCUGCCAUCAGCAGGGGGACGGUCUGACGGACGGCGCCCGGCUCCUCAACCUGGAUCUGGACCUCUGGGUGCACCUGAAUUGCGCUCUGUGGUCCAGUGAGGUGUACGAGACGCAGGCGGGUGCACUUAUCAAUGUAGAGCUGGCGCUGCGGCGGGGCCUGGCGCUCCGCUGCGCCCACUGCAGCCGCAGCGGCGCCACAACUGGCUGCAACCGGCUCCGCUGCACCAACACCUAUCACUUCAACUGUGCCCUGCAGGCCCACUGCACCUUCUUCAAGGAUAAGACCAUGCUGUGCUACCUCCAUAAGCCCAGGACUCUUCCUGUGAGCGGGGACAGGUCAUCCAGCUCCUCCCCGUUCUCCACACCUGGCCAGACCUGUGACCCCACUCCUGGCUCCGACCCGUAUGACUCGGAGCUGCGUUGCUUUGCCGUAUUUCGGCGAGUCUUUGUGCAACGAGACGAGGCGCGGCAAAUCGCCGCCGUGGUGCAGCGGGGCGAGCGGCAGCACACCUUCCGUGUCGGCAGCCUGCUGUUCCGCGCCGUUGGCAGGCUCCUCCCACAGCAGAUGGACGCCUUCCACAAUGAGGCGGCUAUCUUCCCGGUCGGAUACCAUGCUAACCGCUUCUACUGGAGCAUGCGCUACAGCAACAGACGCUGCAAGUACCUGUGCCACAUCGAGGAGCAUGAAGGCCGGCCGCUGUUCAAGGUCAAGGUGGUGGAGAAAGGUCAUGACGACGUCGUCCUGACGGGGGCCACGCCUACAGCGGCGUGGGCCCAGGUUCUGGAGCCGGUGGCCCGGAUGAGGAGCUGCAGCGGGACUCUGAAGCUGUUUCCCGUUUACCUGAAAGGAGAGGACCUGUUCGGCCUGAAGACAUCUGCCGUGACCCGGAUCAUCGAGUCUUUGCCGGGGGUGGAGGCGUGUGAGCGCUACACUUUUCGCUACGGCAGGAACCCCCUCAUGGAAUGGCCUCUGGCCUUCAACCCGUCCGGCUCGGCUCGCUCUGAACCCAAGGCCUGUCAGGCCAAGAGACCUUACCUGCUGACCAGUGUGGCCCCCAGGUGUCAGGGCUCAGUGGGGGCCAUCGUCGGCCUCGUUCCCGGCGUUCUGUCUUUGUCUCCUGGCGAGUCGGUGGCUGCUGUCCAUCAGGGCCGCCACUCCAAGUCGGCCCAGUACCGCCGCAUGAAGGCGGAGUGGAAGAGCAACGUGUACCUGGCUCGCUCUGGCAUCCAGGGACUGGGGCUGUACGCCGCCAGAGACAUCGAGAAAUGCACCAUGGUCAUCGAGUACAUUGGGACAAUAAUCAGGAGCGAGGUCGCCAACCGCAAGGAGAGGCUGUACGAGGCCCAGAACCGAGGCGUGUACAUGUUUCGGAUCGACAACGACUAUGUGAUCGACGCAACCAUCACCGGAGGACCGGCGAGGUACAUCAACCACUCCUGUGCUCCGAACUGCAUCACUGAGGUGGUGACAGUGGAGAAGGAGAACAAGAUCAUCAUCAGCUCCUGCAGACGCAUUCAGAGAGGAGAGGAGCUAUGCUACGACUACAAGUUUGACCUGGAGGAUGACCAGCACAAGAUCCCGUGUCACUGUGGAGCCGUGAACUGCCGCAAAUGGAUGAACUGAGAGCAAGGAGGCCUCCGGCGCUCUGUGGGUGGAGUUAACAUGACAUCAUCACUGAUCUAUGGGCAGAGCGAGCAUGACACCAUAAUAAAACUGAUUGAUUAGAUCAGAGGAAAUAAAGUUUAUACUUAAUUCAUUUACAAAUGGGACACAUUUAUAAUCUGUUGUGGGUGGAAUCUGUGCUGACGAGGCGGAGGUUACGAAGAGGCUGGUCCUCGCUGUAAAUUGGUUGUAAAUGUGAGUGUAAACGCCACUGAAAUAAGCGGAUGUGUCGUCGUCCUUUAAGUUGCACUAAAACAUAAAAUGACAAACACACAAACCUACCUGAUUCCACCGCUUGGUCCUCCCCUCCUCCUCCUCCUCAGUUUCCUGUAAAAUAAGAUAUUUUUUUCUUUUUGUAUUUAUUAAUGAAUUAAGCUAUUUUCUAAAACUACGGUGCAUUUGAGGUCCAGUGUGGCAGUGUGUAAAUAUUUGUACCAUAAGUAAAAAGUCAGACACAAAGAUUAGAGCAUCCUCCCCGCCUGUUACUCCUCCCAGAGUUUAGGCUGCAGGCGUCUGCCGCCCUGUAAAUACGAGCUUUAUUCAGGCUCUGCUGUGUACAGAUAGACGACAUGAAGCCUUGUCUGUUUUUUUAUUAAUGGAUGUAAACAAAGUGAUGUUUCUGGAAAUAUGGUGAAUCUGAUUUAGAAUCAUUUACAGAAAAUAAAAUAUUUUACAUCUUAGACAAA